AUGGAGAUCACGGCUGGGGCUGGACUCCCGGACCUUCCUCAUGAUGUUGAAAGGUGCUUUGCCACCAACGAUCGUAAUCGCAAUAGCGAUGCUGUCGCGGACAUCACGUUGACCAUCGGAUAUCUAUCCGCCCUCAUCUCGGUAUUGUCGCAAGCGUUGACGCCGCGCGCCAAGUUCAUGAAGAUCAUGUUCUUCGAUCUACUAUCAACCUGUGUGUCCGCUUCGCUUUGCUGUCUGACAAUCUACUGUGCUGUCAAGGCAAGAGAGCAUAAUACCCCGUCGGAUGCCAGUGAGAGCGUCAAGAAUGGCUACAGUAGUGACGCCUGUGCCGUAUCUGCCAUUUGGCUGAUCUUCAUGAUAUGGGUAGCGAACACCAUCCGUGCAUGGCACCCUAUGGAAUUACAGGAUCCGAUGGUGGCCUUUUCGAUCUUUGCAUCUGUCACUAUCACGCGAGCCGGGACCUUCGUGACGGUAUCCGAGGGAUUGGCAUUCGUCUCGAGACUACUGAAAGGCUUUAUGAUCGGUUUCGCCAUUGCGACGGGCGUAUCUUUAUUGAUCUUGCCUAUUACCAGUCGACGUAACGUUUUCCACGACAUCAAGGGCUAUGUGGCGCAGAUUGACGCAGUCCUGCAGUCGCAGAUCGCAUUCGUGGAGCAUAGCCCUCAGUUACUAACCGGGGGUCAAGGACUGUUGAAUAGGACGCGCACGGCUCAGACGGUUCGCGAUGCUAAGGAUAAUCCUGGGUCUGAUCUGGAGUCACGGCAGAAACAGCUAACGACGUCGAUCACGAAGUUGAACGCCCUUCAUGGCAAACUCCAGUCCGAUCUGUUUUAUGCUAACGAUGAGUUUGCAUGGGGAAAGCUGUCUGCGAGUGAUUUAAACCGUAUCGGCGGAUUAUUGCGAAGCAUUUUAUUGCCUCUGGCCGGAAUGGCUCAGCUGCCGGAAGUUCUGGAUAUGAUCGUCAAGAACGAAGGGCUACGGGAGACAGGAAGGGGGUCGGAUCGUGAACCUGGGGAUGAGCUACUGAAACAGUCAGAGAUGGAGAAGGUUUCGGAGACUCUUCGUGGCCGUUUGGCUGAUGCGACCCGUCUAACAGCAGCAGGACUGCAAUAUGUUUUGUUGGCACUUGAGCUAGCCAAGCCCAAGCAGCUAGAGAGAAAGCGCAACGAAGCCGGUGAUGAGGAAUCCAAAGGCGAGGCAAUCAGUCCACUUGAUCCAGAUUUUACGUCUCGAUUUGAACAACAAACGAUCAAGUACUUUGAACGGCGCAAGGAUCUCCCACGAUCUUUGGCGAGUCUUGGAGCAUUCUCGGCAUCCGAAAAGGUUGACGACAUAUCUACUGACUCCAGAGAUGUCGUGCCUGACUCCGAUGUCAGACAGGAAUUUUUCUUAAUUCUGUACAUGGGCCAUCUACAGGAGAGUCUCCUCAACGGGGUGCUCGAUCUGAUUAAAUUCGCGGAUAGCAAAACUACCGACGGAACAAUGACGAAGAGCAGACCGAUCUUCCCCAUGCAAAGCUCCGUACGGGAAUGGUUAUCGUUAAAGUCUGAGAAGAAUGAAUCGAGUCGCUCGGACAGCAGGCAGUCUUCCCAGUCCAAUCCGGCCCCUGAGGAUGAGCCCGACCGGUUCCCUGAUCCAGAGCAUCUACCCCCAGCUAACCUCCUGGAGAAAGCGAGCACUAUCAUUCGCUUUAUAUCACACGUUAUCAAGUCGGAGCAAAGUAUUUUCGGGUUUCGCGUUGCGGCCGCAGCAUUCUCUGUCGGCAUAUUGGCGUUUUUACACCAGACACAGAACUUCUUCGUUCGCCAGAGGUGCAUCUGGGCUAUGAUUGUCAUUGUGAUUGGGAUGAAUCCAACAAGUGGGCAGUCUAUGUUCGGCUUCGUGACCCGUAUUGUAGCCACCGCUGUCUCGCUAGUCUUGAGCCUGGUUGUCUGGUACAUUGUCGAUCAGAAAACCCCUGGUGUCAUUGUGUUUCUAUAUCUGGCUAAUGUAUUCGAGUAUUACUUCUACGUGAACGUCCCUCAAUACUUCGGCGCUUCCGUCAUCUCGAUCGUCACUCUGAAUGUCAUCAUUGGAUAUGAACUACAGGUCCGCAAACUAGGAAUAGAGGUCGCAACCUCCAACGGCCAGCCAUACUACCCCAUCUACCUCUUCGGACCCUACAAGCUGGCCGCCGUCGCCGCCGGAUGCGCCAUAUCCUUCUUCUGGGUCAUCUUCCCCUACCCGAUCACCGCGAAAUCCACACUGAGAAAAUCCGUCGGUCGAGCACUAUUCGUGCUCGCCAAAUUCUACAGCUGCAUGCACACAACCGUCGAGCUAUGGCUGAACGGCGAACUCGGCAAUGGCCAAGACACGCUCUCAGCAUCAUACAAGUUAGAAACAUCACGACACAAAAUCUUCAAAGAAGAAAUGAUGCUCUUAAACCAGCUCCGCACACACAGCCACUUCAGCACAUACGAGCCUCCCAUUGGCGGCAAAUUCCCCAAAGCAACAUACGACCACAUCAUCUCCGAGAUCCAGCGCAUGCUCACCAGCAUGGCGCUGAUGGCACACACCACUCAGCACCUGAACGUCUCGUCCAGGGAAUCGGAAAGCGUUCGUGGCUCAGACGAAAGAUGGGUCUCACAGCUAGCCUCGAUUGCGUUACAGUCUGCCGACUUCCAUUCCCAUUCUGUUACCUCGCUGCUUUGCCAUUUGUCGGCUUCGUUGGCGAAUGCCCAGCCGUUGCCCCCCUACCUGUCUGCCGGUGACUCUUUCCCACUGGCCCGGCAUUUGCAAAGGAUUGACGGUGAGUUGCUGAGCAUUCGCCAUGUGCAGGAUCCGGCCUUUUCGGCGUUUGUAACACUGGAGGUGUUGAGUAAUGUGAAAACACUCGUCGGGGAACUUAAAUUCGACAACUAUACUCGGGGCACGUUGGAAGACGCCGAGUCAGCGAGAUUAUUAUCGACGACCACUGAACCAUGA
This is a messenger RNA of Aspergillus nomiae NRRL 13137, 2964 nucleotides long. RefSeq lists its product as uncharacterized. The transcript has 6 exons. NCBI's taxonomy places the organism in Eukaryota, Fungi, Ascomycota, Eurotiomycetes, Eurotiales, Aspergillaceae. The record is from RefSeq and is a predicted model, not a curated record. The coding region runs from base 1 to 2964 and encodes 987 amino acids.